Messenger RNA from Drosophila takahashii, 1138 nucleotides. RefSeq names its product copper homeostasis protein cutC homolog. Gene Ontology annotation, molecular function: copper ion binding. Lineage: Eukaryota; Metazoa; Arthropoda; Insecta; Diptera; Drosophilidae. The record is from RefSeq and is a predicted model, not a curated record.
UCUAGCAGAUUUCCACUUGAAAUUGUUUAUUUUUUUGUUUACCCCGCUUUUCAUCAGUGACUAGCGAAAUGGCCAGCCACGACAUCAAACUGGAGGUCUGCGUGGACUCCAUACGAUCUGCCUUUGCCGCCGAAGAGGGCGGAGCUUCGCGGAUUGAGCUGUGCUCGGCGCUGGGCGAAGGCGGCCUGACGCCCAGUGUGGGCACCCUGAAAACCCUGAAGGAAACCCUCACGCUGCCCAUUUACUGCAUGCUGAGGCCCCGGCGGGGCACCGACUUCGUCUACAGCGACGAGGAGAUGUGCGCCGUGCUCACGGACAUGGAUUUGCUGCGCGAGAACGGCGCCGAUGGCUUUGUCUUUGGAUCCCUGAAUCCCGAUCGCAGCAUCAACGUGGAUCAGUGCCGGCAUGUGAUGCUCUCGUCGGGCGGCCUCCCGGUGACCUUUCACCGCGCCUUCGACCUCACCGACCAGAAGCGCAUGGACGAGAAUGUCCAGCUGCUCAGGGAGCUGGGCUUCAAGCGGCUGCUGAGCAGUGGCUUCCGUCCCUCGGCCGCCGAUGGAGUGGAUUGCCUGGCGCAGCUGAUAGCCAAGCACCACAGGGACUUUAUUGUGAUGCCCGGCGCCGGAAUCAAGGUGUCCAAUCUGGAGGAGAUCCUCACUGUCAGCCGCUGCCUGGAGUUCCACGCCUCCGCCCAGGACACCGCCGGCGAGGACUAUGUGGCGCCCACCACCACGCGCAUGGAGUGCGACGUGACCAUGGGCAAACAAGACGUGGAUCCGUAUUUCGGCACGAAUGCCAAUGUGGUGCGCAAGAUGGUCACCAUUGCAAAUGCCAUGAGUUGCCGCUGAAGUUCAUAGGAUUCCUAGUUCCUAACCUAAUCCUAAGUCCUAGUUUUAUUCCUCGACUGUCUGCGGACUCCACUUUUUCCUAUAUUUCAUUUGUAGAUAGCUAUUGUUACUACUUAAGUAGUCUUAUCCCUAAAAUUCUAAAUCUUAAAAAUAAUCAAAAAAAAGCAUGAUUGUGGAAACUAUAGAUAGUCCCUCUGCCUUAAGGCUUCAUUACUUUAAUCACCACUUGGACAAUGUGGAAAAUAUAUUGCGCAGAAUAGAAGCCUACGGUGUUGAGCUAAAUAACCAUA